AUGCGACUCCCGGAUCGAGAGGCCUCUCCUGGGGAAGUUCCCCAGGUGUGCGAGGAGGACCGGAGCGGUCCCGUCGGCGUUUCCGUGGCAGGGUGGAUGUUAACGUCUGCCAGGAAUCACUUAUACAGAGGCCCAGAAGGGGCUCGUAGUGGUAGUAGUAGUAGUAGUGGUAGUGGUAGUAGUAGUGGUAGUGGUAGUAGUAGUGGUAGUGGUAGUAGUAGCGGUAGCAGCAGUAGUAGUAGCGGUAGCAGCAGUAGUAGUAGCGGUAGUAGCAGUAGUAGUAGCAGUAGUAGCAGUAGUAGUAGCGGUAGCAGUGGUAGUGGUGGUAGUAGUAGUGGUAGUGGUGGUAGUAGUAGUGGUAGUGGUGGUAAUAGUAGUGGUAGUGGUGGUAGUAGUAGUGGUAGUGGUGGUAGUAGUAGUAGUAAUACAGGUUGGGCUAUGGCAACCGCCUAA
Messenger RNA from Trachymyrmex cornetzi, 453 nucleotides. RefSeq names its product sericin-1-like. The transcript is spliced from 2 exons. Bases 1 to 453 code for a protein of 150 amino acids. The record is from RefSeq and is a predicted model, not a curated record. Lineage: Eukaryota; Metazoa; Arthropoda; Insecta; Hymenoptera; Formicidae.